Sphaerulina musiva SO2202 is the source of this 2061-nucleotide messenger RNA. Its product is annotated as arrestin domain conatining protein. Gene Ontology annotation, biological process: division septum assembly. NCBI's taxonomy places the organism in Eukaryota, Fungi, Ascomycota, Dothideomycetes, Mycosphaerellales, Mycosphaerellaceae. The coding region runs from base 375 to 1580 and encodes 401 amino acids. Gene Ontology annotation, cellular component: division septum. The record is from RefSeq and is a predicted model, not a curated record. The transcript has 3 exons.
CAUAAUCGCUCGAGUCGCACGAAUCGCCAGCCGCAUUCAUACUCACCCUUUUGUGCGUUAUAUCCUUCGUUGCUGGACAUAUGCACCUAUCGCACCGGCGAGGCCGAACCACGAAGCUCCUCGCCUAGGCUGUGGAAGCCUGGGCUGCUCUAUAUCUCUCGCCUGGAGCACUGCUUCGCUUACUGUUCUGGCCGUGACAUCACAAGAGCAGGAAUAAAGCAGGUCGAGCUCGACCCCCUGGAGCACACCGAAUUUGGCAGCGUGGAGGACGUAUAGAUCUAGGAGGACCACCAGAGGCAGAGGCGGCCAGCUGCCGCAUGAGGACCACAUGCGGUCAAGACGAACACGCUGCACUUUCUGGGCCUACGUGAGCUAUGGCAGCAUUCGUGAGGGUAUCGGGUCCACCCAAUAGUAAUUUCCUGGUGGGAUAUCCAGGCAUAUCUGCGACUUUGCCACGAAUAGAGGGUCGCGUCGAGAUAAGGCCAGGAGUGGGAGUGAGCGCGCCUGUGAACAUCUCACUCGUCACGGUGUCCCUACAACGGCGGGAGUCGAUACAACCCAAUGCCGACUCAUUUGUGCGAAAUCUCAAUUCCUCGAACCGAAAAGAGAUCACGGAUAUUGUGGGGAAGGAGAUGCUUUUGUUCAGAUGCGCACAGGGAAAGGAGUCAGAGUCUAUUCUAUGCAUGGAUCUGCCUUUUGUGAUAUUCAUACCCUAUGGCCGUGGAGGAGAGGAAAUAGCAAGGCGCGUACCUCCAGCAAGUCUACAACUGGACAAGAGAACGGCAGAGACGUUUUAUGAGAUUGUGGUGACGGUUCAGCAAGGCCAUCAGGAGCAGCGGAAGUACCCUUUCCCAGUGCCAAUAUCGAGGUACGACACAUUGAGCACAUUUGGUAUGUACAACCGGCCGGAAAGUGCGGAGAGAGUCACGGAUCAUCUCGUUACGCUCGGUAUCAGCCUGCCACGUUGGAGUUACGGGCCACUGGAUCCCGUGUCAGUUUACAUCAAGCUCUCGCCGAACCCAGACUGGACGAGCAAGGCGAAGCGAGUGACUAUACAGGACAUUACUGUCGGUAUCGACGAGGAGAUCAUUUACAAUCCUGAAGGGGAUGAGCCUGUAAGGAAAACGAAGACGCUGGCGAAGCACAAGCAAAGCGUUGGAGUGAAGUUACCGGAGGCAGGCUACUUCACAAACCUGGGUCUCGUAUUCCCGGCGCGCGAGCUGCGAGACAGCGAAGGUAUUCUGCCCAGAGGGCGAAAAGAAUUCCCGAUGUACAGCGUGGGGGGAUUUACGACAACGGGAACGCUGUAUAAGAUUGAGUACUAUCUUACAGUCAAGGCAAAGCUGUCGUCUGCGCGUGAUAUCUUGCUACGGCAGCCCAUUGUUGUAUGUCCUUUCGACCAUGCCGGUUGUAAGGAGGAGAUGGAGGCUAUUGAACAGGCUGCAAAAGAUGCGGCCCACAUUUCGCCCGACAAUCCUAUGUUACCAGCCGCGUCUAUCAUUAGAGCCAAUGAUCCCGCCGGACUUCGUGCCUUGGGUAUCACGAUGGUGGGCACGCAAAGAAGGCCGCUGAUUGAGUGAGCGAGAGACUGGUGUACGAAAGCUACAAUCACAUUGCGACUCCUCGAUGCGCACACGUACUGCGCACAGGGUCGGUUGGCGAGGGCAAUGCUUGGCAAGCUUGCUUGACAGCUCACCUCGCAGACUGCCUGACCUGAAGUUAAGGGGGACUCAGCUUGUUGCAAGCUGCUGCCACAUGGGACCUGGCGCAGACUAGCCCGAGCCGGUGCGUGGCCUACGACGCGACGAAGCCACGAAUAAAUGAUGAAGCAAGGCAAUCAUUUUGACGCAGAUGAAGGUUGAAUCAGGAUGGAGCUCUGGAUACCCAUUUGCUUGAAUUUCGCGAGUACGAUAUUCCAUUGGCGGGGACUGGUGAGCCGGGCCCAGGUGUGUGCAUGGAAGCCGCUUCUUUGAGAGAGGCGAGCGACGUGCGCUUGUAUACAUAGGUAAGGUAAUUAGUAAAAUGCUGUCUACCACAGCCACUCAAGCUCAGCCCGAAGUA